This is a messenger RNA of Saccostrea echinata, 4145 nucleotides long. RefSeq names its product poly [ADP-ribose] polymerase tankyrase-1-like. The record is from RefSeq and is a predicted model, not a curated record. NCBI's taxonomy places the organism in Eukaryota, Metazoa, Mollusca, Bivalvia, Ostreida, Ostreidae. Gene Ontology annotation, molecular function: protein binding; NAD+ poly-ADP-ribosyltransferase activity. The transcript is spliced from 26 exons. Bases 3 to 3491 code for a protein of 1162 amino acids.
GAAUGAAAAUGGCGACUAGACGAUCGUUGCUUCAAAACGAAUCGUCGUCUCCUUCUCAUAGCAAUGACCCUGGCAGGGAUCUGUUUGAAGCCUGUAGAAAUGGAGAUCUAAACAAAGUAAAGAAACUAGUGAAUCAUCACAAUGUCAACGCCAAGGAUACUGCUGGAAGAAAGUCAUCCCCUCUUCAUUUUGCAGCUGGUUUUGGAAGGAAAGAUGUGGUAGAGCAUUUACUGGAGUGUGGGGCCAGUGUACAUGCCAAAGAUGAUGGGGGUCUGAUACCCCUCCACAAUGCUUGUUCGUUUGGGCAUGCUGAGGUGGUACAGUUACUCUUGAGAAGUGGGGCUGAUGCCAAUGCCAGAGACAACUGGAACUACACUCCCUUACAUGAGGCUGCCAUCAAGGGAAAAAUUGAUGUCUGUAUUGUUCUUCUACAACACUGUGCUGACCCCAACAUCCGUAACACUGAUGGAAAGACUGCACUGGACUUGGCUGACCCCUCAGCAAAAGCUGUCCUCACUGGUGAGUACAAGAAAGAUGAGCUACUGGAAGCAGCCCGCAGUGGAAAUGAGGAUAAACUUAUGUCCCUGCUGACCCCCCUCAAUGUUAACUGCCAUGCCAGUGAUGGACGCAAGUCUACACCAUUACACUUAGCUGCGGGAUACAACAGAACUCGUAUUGUACAACUGCUGCUGCAGCAUGGAGCUGAUGUCCACGCCAAAGAUAAGGGGGGACUGGUUCCACUUCAUAAUGCUUGUUCAUAUGGACAUUUUGAAGUUACUGAAAUGUUGCUUAAGGCUGGAGCCAGUGUAAAUGCUAUGGAUCUCUGGCAGUUCACCCCCUUACAUGAAGCUGCUUCCAAAUCGCGAGUGGAAGUCUGUUCACUGCUGAUGGCACAUGGUGCUGAUCCUACCCUCGUUAACUGUCAUUCUAAAAGUGCUAUAGAUGUGGCCCCCACUAGAGAGCUGCAGGAGAGGCUUCAGCAGGAGUUCAAAGGUCAUUCACUUCUGGAGGGUUGUCGACAGGCUGACGUUGCCAGAGUCAAAAAAUAUCUAGAAGUCGUCAACUUCAAGCAUCCAUAUUCUGGGGACACUGCACUGCACUGUGCAGCAGCCUCCCCUUUCCCAAAGAGAAAACAAGUUGUGGAAGCUCUUAUCAGAAAGGGAGCUAACUUGAAUGAUAAAAACAAAGAAUAUGUGACAGCUCUCCAUAUAGCUGCUGAUAAAGCCCACUACGAUGUGAUGGAUGUUCUGCUAAAACACGGUGCCAAGGUGAAUGCUUUGGAUGGUUUGGGACAGACUGCCCUACAUAGAGUAGCUCAGCAAGGAAACAUGCAGGCGUGUCGACUUCUGAUGUCUUACUCCGUGGACGCCUCCAUUGUCUCCUUACAAGGCUACACAGCAGCUCAGCUAGCCACAGAAAACAUCCAGAAAAUGCUCAAAGAGGAUCCCCCAGUGGGAGGUACAGAUGUUGACAUUCAGCUGUUAGAGGCAGCAAAAGCAGGAGACAUGGAAGUUGUCAAAAAGUUGAUAUCCCAGAAUCCACAUUCUGUGAACUGUCGGGACCUGGACGGGCGUCACUCCACCCCCCUCCACUUUGCUGCUGGAUACAACCGAGUGGUAGUUGUUGAGUAUCUUUUACAGCAUGGAGCUGAUGUUCAUGCCAAGGACAAGGGGGGACUGGUGCCACUUCAUAAUGCCUGCAGUUAUGGCCAUUUUGAAGUCACAGAGCUCUUGAUAAAGCAUGGUGCUUGUGUAAAUGUUGCUGAUCUGUGGAAGUUUACUCCAUUACAUGAAGCAGCUGCCAAAGGAAAAUUCGAAAUAUGUAAAUUAUUGUUAAAACAUGGUGCUGACCCAAACAAGAAGAACAGGGAUGGGAAUACUCCAUUAGAUCUAGUCAAAGAGGGGGAUCAGGAUGUGGCAGACCUGCUCAGAGGGGAUGCUGCACUGUUAGAGGCUGCAAAGAAAGGAAAUCUGGCUCGAGUUCAGAAGUUAGCAUCACAAGAAAACAUUAACUGUCGGGACACACAGGGCAGGAAUUCCACCCCACUGCACUUAGCAGCUGGAUAUAACAAUGUAGAAGUAGCAGAGUUCCUAUUAGAGAAUGGUGCUGAUGUCAAUGCCCAAGACAAAGGGGGUCUUAUUCCACUCCACAAUGCUUCAUCGUAUGGGCAUGUGGAUAUUGCAGCCCUCCUAAUUAAAUUCAACACCUGUGUCAAUGCAGUAGAUAGGUGGGGCUUUACACCCUUACAUGAAGCAGCUCAGAAGGGGAGGACUCAGCUCUGUUCAUUACUGCUUGCCCAUGGGGCUGACCCAACAUUGAAAAACCAGGAAGGCCAUACUCCAUUAGACUUAGCAACUGCAGAUGAUGUACAUGCUUUACUCCAAGAUGCCAUGCCUCCAGCUGUUCAGCCGCCCUCUCUUACCAAAUCCAGUAUAAAUCUGGGCAACACUAGUGAUGCCAGCUCUAACAACAGUCUUACAUUUAAUGCCUCGGACCUUGGUGUUGCUGCAGGGGCCUCAGGCACCUCAGCAGGUGCUUCCAUGUCACUUGGUGAUGGGUGCAACAUGGAACGUACCAUGGCAGAAGGGGAGCGUAGUAUUGAGAGUAUUAGUGUUUCGGCAUUCCUGAACAGUGUGGGACUAGAACAACUUGUGUGUGUGUUUGAAAAAGAACAAAUUACAAUGGACAUUCUUGUGGAAAUGGGACAUGAUGAGUUAAAAGAAGUGGGAAUUAAUGCUUACGGACAUCGACAUAAAAUUCUUAAAGGAAUAGAAAAGUUAGCUGCUAGUAAAGCGCCAUCUUCAUUACCUGCAGUGCCAACACAGGGAACAGUGCUAGUUGACCUGGGUCCAGAUGACCCUGAGUAUAUUUCUGUAGAUGAACAGAUGCAAAGCACUCUUCGAGAACAUAAAGACAAUGUUGGAGGCGUUUUCAACAAGUAUAAUAUAUCUAAGAUACAAAAAAUCAGCAACAAGCGAUUAUGGGGUAAAUACUGCCAUCGGCGAAAGGAAGUGGCUGAAGAAAAUCAUGGACACGACAACGAGCGUCUUCUGUUUCAUGGUUCACCAUUUAUAAAUGCCAUUGUACAUAAAGGCUUUGAUGAGAGGCAUGCUUACAUUGGGGGAAUGUUUGGAGCUGGUAUUUAUUUUGCUGAGAACUCUUCCAAGAGUAACCAGUAUGUGUAUGGGAUAGGGGGAGGAACAGGGUGCCCUGCCCAUAAAGACAGAUCCUGUUACAUAUGCCACAGACAACUGAUCCUAUGUCGAGUGACACUGGGCAAGUCCUUCCUACAGUUUAGUGCAAUAAAAAUGGCCCAUGCCCCACCAGGACACCACUCCAUCAUCGGGCGACCCAGCAGUGGGGGACUCAUGUUCCCAGAAUAUGUUGUAUACAGAGGGGAACAGGCCUACCCAGAAUACCUGGUAACGUUUCAGAUCUGUAAGCCAGAGACCCCUGACACAUCUGCAGCUCCCACACCCAAGAAAUCCUAAUCAGAGAGUCAGUGCUGACCAUGUAACUGUCAAUCAUUUCAUGAUUGACAGCUCAAGAAUUGGAACACAUAUCUUCCUGUUUGACUGUCGUGACCAGUUGAAUGUCGUUACUGAUAGAGACAGUAUUAUAAGACAUCUGUAAGAGUGAUUCUUUGUGGGUUGCAAGAGCUGAUUGCUUUGUUUGUACCAGACUUUUUCACAUGGAAUUUCUCUCUCACUGCGAUGGAGACUGUGGAAGUAUGUGUUCAUUAUAAACAGAAUCCAAUAACUGUGCUGCAAAAUUAUGUAUACAAGAUCUGAGGAUACCUAGACACAAAACUUGUUAAGUCAGGGUAAUAGUAAGUUGUUUUGUGUGUAUGUUACAAAUGUUAAUAUUUAAUCCAUAAUUCAGAAAUUUCUUAAGUUUUAUGUCAAAUCUUGCCUGGUUGUGAACAAGUGUAUUAAAAGUCGAGUUCUAAAAUUGGUAUGCUAGAAAUGUUCUAGGUAAGUUUUCGUUUUUGUUUUCUUAAACCAAGUAUUUGUGAGUGCCAUAAUUUUGUUAUUGAACUAUGCAAACAUGCAGUAGUUAAAACUAUUCAUUCAGUUAAAUCAUCUAAAAAUCAAAAGAUUGAGAAUUACUGUAAUUUCACCAUCUAGCACCAAGGCAUUUGGAAG